AUGUCGCGCCCACUAUCUCAAAAGAUCUACUCCGACGUCUUUAAGCGCUGGCCAAAGCAGGCCCUCCGUCCCGAUCACCAACUCCAAGAUGUGUUGAGCAAGACUGUGACCGAGCGAUUCCAAAAUUACAAGCCCUCCAUGGAGCGUGAGGAGAUUCAAAAGGCUAGGGCGCUACAGUUUCUUCUUCGGGACCGGUUCAACGACCGAUUUAAGCUCAAGGGACUUUUGCUCGAGCCAAAGAGCCAGCCUACAUACUUCACGGAUCUAGUAAAGGAGAUUGAUGAGGCGCCGAACAGAUCGUGGUUCGAGAGAUUGGGUAAGAGGUUAUCUGGUAUGAUUCGGUUUCAGUAA
Messenger RNA from Fusarium sp. VM40, 351 nucleotides. The record is from the annotation of a GenBank genome assembly. NCBI's taxonomy places the organism in Eukaryota, Fungi, Ascomycota, Sordariomycetes, Hypocreales, Nectriaceae.